UGACUGUCAGCUGGUUUGCGUCACGUGAGCAUAGCGUUGCGGAAAAAAGGAAAGAUGGCAGGCUCAAGGAGCUCGAGUAGAGUGCCAGUAAUGGCUGUUAUUGGCCUUUUCUUCGCCCUUUUCGCCACACGGAGCUCUGCUGCUCAAGUGCCACUUCUAAUGUGGUCCAGUGACGGUUUACCACCACUGGCAUCACCUGCAGCUGGUCACAUCACGUCCAAUGAACAGCUGAGUGCCUACCUCACCUCUGCCUUUGGCUCUGGCCCCCACACUGUGCUGCUGUUCCUGCAGGACAAGUUAAGCAAAGAUGACUUCACAGUCUUUGGCGGAGUGUUUGGAAACAAGCAGGACAGUGCCUUUCAAAACCUUGAGGCUGCAAUGCAGUCUUCUUCCUCGUCAGUGACGCUCCCUGCUUUGGAGUGGUCGGACUCCUCUGCCAUCCUGGCUCUGCUGCAAGAGAAGCUCGCUGUCUCGCCUCUGCUCGUCGACGCCGACACUCUGUCACAUCUCAGCGUCAACACGUCUGCCAGCAAUCUGCUGCUCAUCAAUCUUCCCUAUUGUACUGGCUUGGACAAGUCUUGCAAGAAAGUCCUACAUGACAAUGAUGAAAUUAUUGGGAAAGUUCUGAGCAUCAUGAAAGACAAAAAUGUCCCAUACACUGCGAUAUACACAGGACUCCAGCCAUCACGAGUGAUAUCAGAGACAUCUUUUUCUAGCCAGCCUGCGGGGCGCUCCCUGCUCCAAGCGGUAGUUCCCGAUGUCAAAGCGCCCAUCAUGUUUAAUGGAACCGGCAGUGGCCCUUGCAUAAUGCUUUGGGCUCAGAAUCUCAGCGUCAGCCUGUCAAGCACUUCAGAGUGGACAGACCUUGCUGCACAAACACCUUCCCUGACAGGAUCCCUGUGCAACAACAGCAACUCACUGCUUGUCCUCAGCUAUGAAAACUUUACACUAAGGUUUGCCAUGAGUCAGCGGUUCUUUCCUGUGUCUGGACGGAACUGGUUCACCCUGGACACUGUGCAGCUGGAGGCAAGCGGCCUAACCGCGUCUUUCAUUGGGAGCCGCAACAUCUACGCCCCCGCAGAGUAUUCUUUCCACUGCCAGUCCGUCACUAGCUUCCGAGAUACUCUGCUAGUGCCAAACAACACAAACCAGAACACCACGCAGUGGAGGCUCAAUUUUGUCGACUUCCAGAUUCAGGGCUUCGGUUUGUCCAACGGAACAGAUUUCUCCUAUGCCAGUGACUGUGCAGGCUUCUUCACCCCAGGGAUUUGGAUGGGACUGGUGACCUCUCUGCUCAUGCUGUUAAUUUUCGUGUACGGCCUGCACAUGAUCAUGCAGCUGAACACCAUGGAUCGAUUCGACGACCCCAAAGGUCCAUCGAUUUCAGUGCCUCAGACGGAUUGAAGCGCUUUAUGACACACACACACACACACACACACACACACACACACACACACACACACACACACACACACACACACACACACACUCCUCAGUCCUUCAGUGCCUGCUAGGAGAGUCCCUCCCUGUCUUGUAGCUUGUGUGCGUUUGGGCCUUUUUCUUUGAAGAUAUUUGUCAGAUAGACUUUCCCUCUGAUAACCUCUCCUGUAGAUUUCUCUCCUAAAUCCUUCCACAACUGUCUGUGGGAUACUGUUGUCUUGCAAGGCGCAUUCCAUUUCAUCUCUCCCCAUUUGCAAGUGCCAAAGUGGAUGCACCUUUUUAUACGAGUUGGUUUUGAGUGCAUGUGCUAAGAGAUGUUUUUGUGCCACUGUUGGCCAUACACAGUGGCUAUUUUCAGUGAAAUAAUUAGCAAUAAUUUCUCGUAACCAGAGAAUGUCUUGUCUGUGCCAACAUGAAUGUGAUUGCUGGAUGCUGUAGGACCGUUUCAGACCUCAGUUCUUACUUCAUUUUUUUUUUCUCAACUCAACUGUAAUUUAAUGACUACUGCUUAAUGCAAGAUGUGCCUGUGUAUAAAUAAUAGAUGGCUGUCUGUGACUGUUUUGGAAUUGCCUUACAAAAAUAUGCCAAUACUUAAAAUGGGAUUAGUUCUGUUCUCACUCUUACAGACUAUCCAACUCAAGUGCCACCACUUAAAUCCUAUAUUUUCUUGACGAGUUAUUUAUUCAUAUAAAAAAAACACUGCUCACCCUUAAAGUUUACUACUUGCUUCAGGUGCAUUCAUUUAAUAACAGUGCCUCAGUUCUGCUUUUUAAUGUGCAAUUGCCAUGACAUGUAAUGUACAUUGUCUUGUAAUUGAAAAUAAAGAUGUCUAUAAAUUAUGAUUUAAAAA
This is a messenger RNA of Perca fluviatilis (European perch), 2290 nucleotides long. RefSeq names its product V-type proton ATPase subunit S1-like. Gene Ontology annotation, cellular component: proton-transporting V-type ATPase complex. The record is from RefSeq and is a predicted model, not a curated record. The transcript has 10 exons. Lineage: Eukaryota; Metazoa; Chordata; Actinopteri; Perciformes; Percidae. Bases 55 to 1404 code for a protein of 449 amino acids.